GUGAGAGAGCGCCGAGACCGCAACGUGCACACACCUACCUGCUCCGCAGUCUCUCCGGCCAGAUCGAUGUGUCACGUGAAUCGUACGAAGGCUCUCUCAUGUGAUCCCUUCGGUACUCCGUAAAUAAUUCUUGUGCGGCCCCAACCGUCGCGAGCUCGUUCGCUACUUUUUCGGAGGAAUCGUGAGAUUCGUCAGACAGGAGAAAAAAGAAAAAGGAGAAUGGGCGCGUCCGUGUUACCCGUGUUAGCCUUCACGAUCAUCUGGGGUAUCGUGCUGUUCCUCGGAGUAGCUCUACCGCUCUUCGUCCCGAAGGGGCCAAAUCGUGGAAUACUACAAGUUCUACUGGUAUUAACGGGCUUUACGUGUUGGCUAUUCUGGCUAUGUUGCUAUAUGGCACAGAUGAAUCCACUGAUUGGGCCCAAGUUAGAUAAUGUAACUAUACUAGUUAUGGCCCGAGAAUGGGGUAAUCCUAUCCCCGAUUAAUAAGCAUUCCACGGUUCACGAAAUUCUUGAUUUCAAGUAUAUACGUUCAUUCCCCGACAUUAUUUCCAAUGAAAAUGUGUAAUUAUAAAAUAAUUAUAAAAUCAUGAAGGUGAAACGAAAAAAUGCCAGUAUGUAUAAUUAAUAAUUCUUAUGAAUGGAAUGGUCAUAUAAUUCAACUGUAAUUAUAUAUCAAUAAUUUAAUUUGUAUAUAAAAUAUAUAUCGCACUUACUUAGAAAUGUGUAAGAAUUUUAAUGUAAUGAUUACUUGAAAAAUACUUGUUGGGAAAACGAGA
Molecule: messenger RNA, 776 nt
Organism: Wasmannia auropunctata (little fire ant)
Lineage: Eukaryota; Metazoa; Arthropoda; Insecta; Hymenoptera; Formicidae
Product: V-type proton ATPase subunit e 2-like
Exons: 4
Coding region: 220-483 (87 amino acids)
Biological process (GO): proton transmembrane transport
Cellular component (GO): plasma membrane proton-transporting V-type ATPase complex; proton-transporting V-type ATPase, V0 domain
Molecular function (GO): proton-transporting ATPase activity, rotational mechanism
Source: RefSeq, a predicted model, not a curated record